AUGGUCCAGAUUACUCUUCCCGAUAACUACGGCGCCGUCAUUGCCGUCGCGCUCGGCGCCAUCCCCGUCCUGGGCUUCGUCCAUGGCACCAUCACCACCGGGUUCCGCAAGCCCGCCAAGGUCCCUUACCCGCACAGCUACGCCUCCAUCGAGCAAUGCAAGGAGAAUGCCAAAGCCGAGCAGUUUAACUGCGCCCAGCGCGCCCACGCCAACUUCCUCGAGAAUGCCCCCCAGACCAUGCUCUUCACUCUCGUAGCCGGCCUGAAGCACCCCGAGCUGGCGACGGGCAUUGGCGCCUUGUGGGUGGUUUUCCGCUCCUUGUUCUUGUACGGCUAUGUCUACUCGGGCAAGCCUCAGGGCAAGGGCCGCAUGCUAGGCGGCUUCUUCUGGUUCGCGCAGGCCGCUCUCUGGGGUCUCAGCGUGUUCAGUGUCGCGCGGGAUUUGAUCUCAUUCUAA
Molecule: messenger RNA, 456 nt
Organism: Penicillium macrosclerotiorum
Lineage: Eukaryota; Fungi; Ascomycota; Eurotiomycetes; Eurotiales; Aspergillaceae
Product: MAPEG family protein
Exons: 3
Coding region: 1-456 (151 amino acids)
Cellular component (GO): nuclear envelope; membrane; endoplasmic reticulum
Molecular function (GO): glutathione peroxidase activity; glutathione transferase activity
Source: RefSeq, a predicted model, not a curated record